GAAGCUACAAUUUUCUCCAACUCUCUCUUCGACCCUUCCCCUUCCCUCUUCCACCUGCAAAUCUCCCACCCAUUCUUUCCAGCCCGAAUCCCUAAUCCCAAAAAUUACUUAAAGAAGCUUUCAUUUUCCCCAACCCUUCUCUUCGACCCUUCCCUUUCCUCUCCCAUAUGCAAAUCUCCCACCCAUUCUUCCCAACCCCCAACUUCAUCGGCCAGCGAAGAUCCAGGAUCUGCAGAUUCCAUCUUCCUCAUCUUGCUUUCUCCCUCUUCUUCCCCGUUCCGUUCUCUAUAACAGAGGCAAUAGUUUGGGCUGUGGGAUUUGAAGGGGUUCAAUGAGGAAUCCAAAUUGAGGCUCAGAGAGUGGAUUCGGGAUGGGUCGACGACCACAAAAUCCCGUCAAUUUCAUUGUCUUCACGGGAGGUUCAAGAUCUGGAGGAAGCUCUCUCUCUCUCUCGCAGCUAAUCGUGACAGUGAAGGAGAGAUUUUGCGAGGUGGCGAUGGACUAGGAAGUAGGGGGAUGUUGCGCCAGUGACGACGGUGGAGGAUGCUUCAGAUUUGAGUGGCAGAAUGAGAAGUGUGGCGGCCGGAAAGAAAGGGGAGGGAAGCAAUUUCGUGAUUUACAGGAGGGAUUUGGAGAGAAUGUUACAGGCGAGGGAAGCGAUUUCAUGAUUGAGUGACCGUGCCUGUUUCUCUCCAGCACGAAUAUGGGUUUAAGGAGAAUGUUACGGGAGUGGUGAAGAUGGAGGGAUUUGGGUAUAUUUUUUUUUGUUUUCAUGUAAUUAUAAUAAGAAGUGGAAGGAUGGAUAUUAAAAACCUCAUUUGAAAAUUUUAUUCCUUCUUUUUAGUGUUUUUCUACUAUUUCUCCUUUUUUUCAUUCCCUAAAUCCACGUGAAUUUUUAUAGAAAAAAUUGGCUGGAAGCGCUCGCCACAUCAGCAUCUCUGUUUGUCUAGUUAGACUUAAAACUAAUAGCGUUAAAGAAUUGGACGAAAAUGACUAUAAGUGGUAUUUCGCCAAAUUUGGCUAUUAUUGGCACAAGCGCGAAGUUAUGCUAUACAAGUUUAUUUUGCCUAUUUUUUACUGAUAGACCAUUGAUUACACAUGAUUUUACCCCUAUUCUUGAGUCGUUUGAGAUGUUGAUUCUAGUGUUUUAAGCCGAUUUCACGCUAGGUUGUGCGUUUAUGUCAUAUUUCAGGGCUUAGCGUUGGAAUCGAGGCGAAGAAACGAGUUUCGGGUCGAAAGGAGCACGUUUGGGGUGAAGUGUGCUGGAGGGGAAAAAUACCCGGCCAUGAGCAGAAAUACCCGGCCGGGUAUAUUUGGAGCAGACCGGGGAUUUGUUGCUUCGGCCGUCUCUGAGAAGCAGAAGGGGGCCCGGGCAGAGAGCUAAAAUCCCGGUCGGGGAUUCUUGGCAUUGACCGGGGAUUUUUCCCUGUCUUCAGACGCGACGUUUUGAAUAUACCCGGUCGCCACCCAAAAUACCCGACCGGGUAUUCAGACCAGGGAUCACGACAGACAGCUUUUUAAGGGAAAAUAGACAAGGGGUUCCGAGUUUUAGAGAGACAGAGUGAUACCUAGAGAGAGAAAGUGACGAAAAUGACUCUACAAGUGUCAUAGAUCGAUCUCCAUCACCAUUGGAGCCCGACUUGAGCUUGGAGAAGACCUGAUUGAGUGCCAGAAGCAGAUUAUCAUCCUUCACAGUAUGGUUUCCACAUCUGAGCUAGAUUUUCCAUCUCUCUCUAUGGAGUAGUUUUCUUAUUCACCUGGGUAUGAAGAACCCUAGAUUUGUAUGUUAGGUCUGAUUGUAUGAACCCAAGUACAGAUUCAUUGAUAUGAUUAUGUUCAAUUGAGGUUUGAUUUGUUGAAUGACAUUAAUCCUGAUCAAAUUCCUGUUGUUUCUGCUUUAACCUAGAAAGAGAAUAUAUGCCUAGGUUGAUAGAGCCCCCUUGAUUGAAGGUAGUGAAUUGGCGACUUUAGUCGAGGAGUCAAUUCACUAUUCUGUAUCGAAUUUACUUCGGUAGUGGAGGUUUGGUUCGUUAGGGCCUCAAUCUGUUUACUCUGGUGGAGGUUAGUCGCCCGUCGAAGACUCAGAUUGAGAGGGUCUGGAGACCUUUAGUCGAGACUUCAGACUGUUUAAGAACCUACCGCAGUAUAACUAUCUUUGAACUUGAACUUGAUAAAUUACAAUCCGACUUAACUGCAGUCUAGGGGGAACCAUAUCCGGGUGACCUCUCUCGACUUGAAAAACAACCUUUUUACUUGCUUUGCUUGUUUGCUUGCUUUGACCUUCACAAAAGUUUCACUGCUAAAUAAUAAGAACUCACGGAGUAGUCAUCACAUCUAGGACCCGGGUUGAACAGGGUGCUCAUGUCAAAAAUUAAAAGCAGUUGGUCCUCCAUGUCGAAAUCUUUAAAUCUUAAACAUGGGGUAAGCCCAACGUGUGUGGCACCGUUCAUUGCAUAAAAAUCGGGUUUUGGAAGAGAUUUUAGUGAUCCUUAGUGGGGUACUCCUACAAGGUGAAGCUAAGCCGUCUCUAGUACAAGUAAAACUUCCACCCGUUGAACGGUUUGCCUUAGGGGUGGGCAUACGGUUCGGUAAAACCGAACCGAACCGAAUUCAAACCGAACCAAAACCGAAUAACAUUACUUCGGUUCGGAAUUCGGAAGAGAAAAGGGUAUAUUUCGGAAACCAAGGUCCUUUCGACCGAACCGAAUUUCCGAAUUACUAUAAUUGCAAGUUCCUAAUGGUGAAUUUUUAUGUUCGUACUUAUUAUGAGACUUAAAUAUUUGAAUUAUGUUAGUGUUUUAUGAGUUAUGUGUUGAAAUGUUUGAUUUUAUCAUUGAUGAUGCAUUUAAUUGCAUAUUUAUUGUUUACAUUAGGGGUGAAAAAUAAUUUGAAAGAGAAAAAUACAAGCUAACCUCACAAUUUCGGUUUUUCAUACAAAACCGAACCAAAUUAUAAUUCGGUUUGAACCGACCGAACCAAAUUAUAAUUCGGUUGAAUUCGGUUUGAGAUUUGAUGGAACUCGGAAACCCGGUAUACAUUAUUUCGGUUCGGCUUGAACCAAACCGACCGAAUGCCCACCCCUAGUUUGCCUACUUGAGGAUGUGAUUUUAAGGGCACGGAUAGAGCUUCCGACCCCCCUUAAUUUCAUUGACCCUCCACACGAGUGAGGAAAAGGAGUUAAACGAAGUACUCUGGCGAGCGCCAGAUGUACAAAAAUUGCUCUUGCUCGACAAAUAAAGGUCGACCGUGCAAAAGAAUGCAGUUGGAACCCCCGCUAACUGAAUGAGAAAGAAAAAAAAAAGAAGUAAAAUGAAAGUGAAAAAGGGGUUCCAAUGGUAAAAUGAAGUGAAAGAGCACCCCGGUACAACAAGUCCUUGGUUAAGAAUGGUAUGAGUCCCUUUAUCCAUGAACUGACUGUCUUACGUCAACUUCUUCUCAUGAUCCUGGCUUGAGUCUAGUACUCGCAUUGAGAGAGAUAGGGAACGUCUUACAAGACUAGUUGACCUCGUAAGCUGCUAUAUGAUCUAGGAAAUCCUCUACCGACGAUCGGGGUUGUUUGUUGCUAUAGAGGUCUGGAGAGCUGCAUUGGUUUGAGUCAGGUUUGCUUGGGGACAAGCAAAUGGUUAAGUGUGGGGGAGUUUGAUAGACCAUUGAUUACACAUGUUUUUACCCCUAUUCUUGAGCCGUUUGAGAUGUUGAUUCUCGUGUUUUAAGCCGAUUUCACGCAAGGUUAUGCAUUUAUGUCAUAUUUCAGGACUUAGCGUUGGCAUCGAGGGGAAGAAAUGAGUUUCGGGUCGAAAGGAUCACAUUUGGGGUGAAGUGUGCCGGAGGGGAAAAAUACCCGGCCAUGAGCAGAAAUACCCGGCCGGGUAUUAUUUGGAGAAGACCGGGGAUUUGUUUCUUCGGGCGUCUCUGAGAAGCAGAAGGGGGCCUGGGCAGAGAGCAAAAAUCCCCGGUCGGGGAUUCUUGUCAUUGACCGGGGAUUUUCCCCUGUCUUCAGACGCGGCGUUUUGAAUAUACCCUAUCGCCACCCAAAAUACCCGACCGGGGAUCGCGACAGACAGCUUUUUAAGGGAAAAGAAGGGCAAAAGACAAGGGGUUCCGAGUUUUAGAGAGACAGAGCGAUACCUAGAGAGAGAAAGUGACGAAACUGACUCUGCAAGUGUCAUAGAUCGAUCUCCGUCACCAUUGGAGCCCGACUUGAGCUUGGAGAGGACCUAAUUGAGUGCCAGAAGCAGAUUAUCAUCCUUCACAGUAUGGUUUCCGCAUCUGUGCUAGAUUUCCCAUCUCUCUCUAUGGAGUAGUUUUCUUAUUCACCUGGGUAUGAAGAACCCUAGAUUUGUAUGUUAGGUCUGAUUGUAUGAACCCAAGUACAGAUUCAUUGAUAUGAUUAUGUUCAAUUGAGGUUUGAUUUGUUGAAUGACCUGAAUCCUGAUCAAAUUCUUGUUGUUUCUGCUUUAACCUAGAAAGAGAAUAUCUGCCUAGGUUGAUAGAGCACCCUUGAUUGAAGGUAGUGAAUUGGCGACUUUAGUCGAGGAGUCAAUUCACUAUUCUGUACCGAAUUCACUUCGGUAGUGGAGGUUUGGUUCGUUAGGGCCUCAAUCUGUUUACUCCGGUGGAGGUUAGUCGCCCGCUGGAGACUCAGAUUGAGAGGGUCUAGAGACCUUUAGUCAAGACUUCAAACUGUUUAAGAACCUCCCGCAAUAUAACUAUCUUUGAACUUGAACUUGGUAAAUUACAAUCCGGCUUAACUGCAGUCUAGGGGGAACCAUAUCCGGGUGACCUCUCUCGACUUAAAGACAACCUUUUUACUUGCUUUGCUUGUUUGCUUGUUUUGACCUUCACUAAAGUUUCACUUGGCCAUUUUCUAGAGUGACAGUAAGAGCGAGUCAUUUACUUUUCUUUAAUUAAUCAAAUGUUUUAAUUAUUUCUUGAUAAUUGAACUCAAAUUCAUGUGUAUUCAACCUAAUUCAACACGGUUUCGGUGUUGCUGAAUUUUGGGUCGGGAACGAAUUGUACCCAUCUUUUAAAUAUUUCCUCUUAUGACAAUUGAACCCAACCACAUGUGUGUUCAAGCUAAUUCGAGUCGGUGUCGAUGUAUCCGAAUUUUGGGUCGAGAAUGAAUUUUGGGUCGAGAACGAAUUUUAAACUCUUUUAUAAUUAACGAAUAGGGUCGGGUGUGCAUUUUGUUAAAAAAACACCCUGCUCUACCCGGUAUUAACGAAUUUUGGGCCUAACAAGUUUUUUUUGUCUUUUCUUCGCUUACCGAUCACGGUUACAGUCGCUUUACUACAUUUUCGUCUCCGCCUUGCAAAUAAUUUCUUACCGGGUUUUUUUGUUAUAUCGGGCUUGCAAAUGAUUUUGGAGACUUUAGGGGUUAGAUCUUUAUAUCCUUUUUUGUCUCCGCCUUGCAAAUAGUUUAUUGACCCGCUUUAUUAAACCGGUCAGAGAAAUUCAUGUGUGUUCACAAACUUUGGGUCGAUUUGGGAUUGAACCCAAAUUGAACCUGCUUCUUAUUACAGUUGAACCCAAAAUCCAGCUUUAUCGAGUUAUAUCCAAUGUUGUCGCAUUUUGUGUCGAGGACGGUUUUACCCUUGACACUUUUGGCGGCGUGAAUGAAUUUAUUUACUUUUGUAAUCAUCAAAUUGGGCCGAGAAUGCACUUUACCCACUUUUGUGAUCGAGGGAUUGGGUCACGUGUCAAUUUUGUUAGAAACUCGUCCGCUUUAUUGAACCAGUUAGAGAAAUUCAUGUGUUUUCUAGCUAAUUCAUGUGUGUUCACAAAUUUUGGGUCACUUUGGGAUUGAACCUGCCUCUUAUGAUAGUUGAACAAACAUGUUUGUUCAAUCGAAUUUGACCUGGUACUGGUGUUGCCGAGUUUUAGGUUGAGAACGAAUUUUAUCCGCUUUUAAAAUUAGCAAAUAUGGUCGGUUGUGCAUUUUGUUAAACACACAACCCAUUUUAUCCAGUUAAAUCCAGUGUUUACGCAUUUUGGAUCGAUGACGAGUUUUACUAUUGACACUUUUGGGGGCGAGACGCAAAAAAUUCCCGCUUUUGUGAUCGACGAAUUGGGUCGCGUGUGGAUUUUGUUAGAAACUAGACCUGCUUGAUCAAACCGGCCAGAGAAAUUCAUGUGUGUUCACAAAAUUUGGAUCGCUUUGGGAUUGAACCCGCCUCCUGUGACAGUUGAAUCCAAAAGCCCGCUUUAUCGAGUUAAACUCAGUGUUGACGCAUUUUGGGUCUAAGACUUGUUUUACCCUUUACACUUUUGGGGGCGUGAAUGAAUUUUAUCCAUCUUUGUAAUCAUUGAAUUAGGUCAAAAACUAAUUUUACCCGCUUUUCUGAUCGACGAAUUGGGUCGUGUGUGGAUUUUGUUAGAAACUCGCCCGCUAUAUCAAACUGGUCAGAGAAAUUCAUGUGAGUUCAUGCUAAUUCAUGUCUGUUCACAAAUUUUGGGCAGCUUUGGGAUUGAACUCGCCUCUUAUGACAGUUGAACCCAAAUUCAUGUGUGUUCAAACUAAUUUGACCUGGUACCGCUGUUGUCGAGUUUUGGGUCGAGAACAAAAUUUACCCGCUUUUGUACUUAACAAGUCAACAAAUUGGGUCGGGUGGAAAUUUUGUUACAAACUCGGCCAGUUUUAUCGAGUUGAAUCCAUUGUUGACGAAUUUUGGGUCGGGGAUGAGUUUUACCGCUUUUGUAAUCAACUAAUUGGGUUGCAUGUGGAUUUUGUUAAAAGCUCACCCCGCUUUAUCAAACCAGACAGAGGAAGUUGAAUACAGUUUUCACAAAAUUUGGGUCGCUCUGGGAUUGAACCCUAAUUAAACCCACGUCUUAUGACAAUUGAAUUGAACCCAUAUUCAUGUUUGUUCAAGCUAAUUCGACUUGGUACCGUUGUUGCCGCAUUUUUGUUCGAGAAUAAAUUUUACUCGCUUUUAUAAUUAAUGAUUUAUUGAGUUGAAUCCAGUGUUGAAAUUUUUUGGGUCAUGGACGAGUUGUACCUGCUUUUGUGAUCAACAGAUUGGGUCACGUGUGGAUUUUGUUAGAAACUUAACCCGCUUUAUUAAACUGAUUAGAGACAAUUCUAAAACACUGUUCCAUAGAAUCACUUCACAAAAAAGUGCUCCUUUUGUCAUUAACCAAAGAUAGGAGGAGUUUUUGUGUUAUUAGGGUAACUAUGUGGACUCAUUUUGGUUAAUUUAGAUUUAUUUUAAUUUUCAUUUAAUUCCCUAAUCUCUUUCCACCACUCAUCUCUCUCUCUCUCUCUCUCAUCUACCCCAUCUCCUCCUUUCUCAACAAGACGACUGAACCAAAAAGAAGACCAAAAGAGAGGAAAAACUCCAACAACAAAAUACAUGAGGAGGUGCUUUUUAUUUCUUGUGUUAUUAAACUGAUUAGAGACAAUUCUAAAACACUGUUCCAUAGAAUCACUUCACAAAAAAGUGCUCCUUUUGUCAUUAACCAAAGAUAGGAGGAGUUUUUUUGUUAUUAGGGUAAUUAUGUGGACUCAUUUUGGUUAAUUUAGAUUUAUUUUAAUUUUCAUUUAAUUCCCUCAUCUCUUUCCACCACUCAUAUCUCUCUCUCUCUCUCUCUCAUCUACCCCAUCUCCUCCUUUCUCAACAAGACUACUGAACCAAAAAGAAGAACAAAAGAGAGGAAAAACUCCAACAACAAAAUACAUGAGGAGGUGCUUUUUAUUUCUUGUCUACAAUAAUCGAACUAUGACUCAACAUUCUAUUCUUAAGUUUUUUUCUACAUUCUACCUUAAUUGCGAUUACCGGAUACUAAGGAACAAAUUAUUUCGGUAUCUAGGUUCACUUUAUAAUUCACUUACAAAAAAGUUCACUUUACAACAACAAAUCAAUAGCCCCGCCGUGAAGCGCGGACUUUGGUACUAGUAAAUAAUAGAUUUUAGGGUUUCAAUUAGUCUUUCCAUCUUUUUUCAUUUUUCUCGUAUGUUUCUAUUGCCUUCUUUUUAAAAUUAUAUACUUUCAAAUUGUUAGGUCCCCGAAAUUUAGGUUGUAUCCUUUUUAGGAAAAAAAAAGGUGUGUUUCGGGUGGUGCCGGUUAUCUAGGGUCUCCCGAUGACCUGGUUCUCUAUUUCAAGGGCGAAUUGCUGCCUUAUGUCUAUGUUGACUUGUUGGCUCUUUGGCCUGGAUUGUCCUAGUAGGGACCUUUGUUUGUUCAUUUUGCAGGUGAAGAUUCAAUUGCAAAAUAGUCGAUCGGUGGUGGUUGUCUUGUCCAUAACAAUUGAUACGGCGAGAUGGUGGGAGGCGACUUGGCGCAUGAUUGAGGUGGAGCUCUACUAGAGGAUACUCGGAGCUUAGCUUCUCACUUCAGUUGGUUUUCUUUCUGCUUUGUUUCUCAUCGACUAAAUAGGGCUGCCCAUCAUGUGGCACACAAGGCCCUCUCAUCGAGAGUUCGACUAUUGGUCGACUCCCGCGUUUUUUCUUUCUUCCUCGUGACUAUCUUUUCAACACUAACUUUGCGGGAAAAAAAAAAGAUUUUAGGAGAAAUAUGUGAUAAUUGAAUUUUUAAUGUGAUGUGGCUCUCGUGAAGGUCAAUUUUUUAAUUUUUUUAAUAAUUAAUUAACAUGGGUGAUUGUCACAUCAGAAUAUCUCUUACACAUCAGCCUAGCAUCUGCCAACUCAACAUCAUCUAAUGGACGUGUUAAUGCAGACUUCACGGUUGGCUAAUAAUUUGUAUUUUCAUAGUUGUGGCUGGCUAAUAUAUUGUAUUUACCCUACUUAUAAUGUCUAAAUUCCGACAAAGAAUUGUUCUUAAUUAUCCAAUACACUAUAUCCUUCUUUCUCUUCAUAAUUGGUUAUAAUGACUCUUCCUUAUACCGUCCACUCGACAACGAACACUUAAGAGCUUAACAGUCGCCUGAAUCUAUCAAAACAAAAUGUUGUUACAACACAGAUAUGUCAUAAAACCAGUAAAAAACAUAACACAUCAAACCUAAUGAUCCGUUCACUUGUCAUUCCGUUUUUCAUAGACGCAGUGAAGACAAUCUCUAACAACAAACAGACCCGUCUAAACUAAUGAAACUUUUUCCAUUAAUCUGAAACAACCGCAUUCCAUGCCGCUCAAAAUGCGGGCAGAAAUCCAACUGCAAAGGAAAAUGUUCAAACUGCGGCACUUAAAGCAAGAGCUGCCGGCCAGCGUAGGCAGGCAGGCAGGCCGUCCAUUGUUGAAUUUGUCAAAUCCUCCCUUCCCUUAAGUCCUUAACCACAGUAAUUAACGCCCAUCAAUGACGACAAGAAGAAGAGAAAGAAGAAACCAACUACAACUCUUAAUUACAAUUAACAAUUAGUUGUUCUUGUUUCAGUUCUAAGUUCUAACCUUCAUAACAAAUCCUCGCUAUCCCUAAAUUCACUCCCUCUGGAUACCCGUUCAUUCACACAAAAGCCUAGAUUUCGUUCCUUACAAACCCACCAAAAAGCUCGCUUCCCCACACGAUUGCGAGAUUUUUUUUUGUUAAUUAUUCAACUACACAGGAAUACAAGACAAAAAAAAAAGCCGAUUAAUUUAUUAGCACAGUACCUUGAUCGCCUUCUUCUGUCUCUGUUCUGUUCUCUCUCUCUUUCAUGGCAUGACUCGUUCGUCUCGUGGAUGAGUUUGUUCUCUUCCUCUUCUCUAUUCAAAUUUAUGCUAACGUGGGCUUCCCGACACACGACCAUUUCCUUCAUUGGAUUUGAAGUUUUCCUUCCUCUGUUUUCCCCGUUGAGACCAGACUUUUUCCUUGUUUUCUCCUCGCCGGUUGUAUCAUGUCGAUCCUGAGCAAAUCCAUCAGCAGCUCCGGCAUCUCCACCACCGGAGCAGCGGCGGCGCCUGGUGGUGCUUCUUCCUUCCUGGAAUUCAAGAAGCAGGCUUCUUUCUUCUUCAGGGAGAAGAUCAAGACCGCUCGAUUGGCUCUCACCGACGUCACUCCUGCUCAACUGUUGACUGAAGAUGCUACUAGUGGGAAUCCAUGGGCUCCAGACACUCGUACACUGGGAUCCAUCUCCAGGGCUGCUUUUGAGCUCGAUGAUUACUGGAGAAUCGUCGAGAUUCUCCAUAAAAGAUUGUCGAGAUUUGAGAGAAAGAACUGGAGAGCGAGCUACCAUUCCCUAAUUCUGCUGGAACAUUUGCUGACUCAUGGACCUGAGAGCGUGGCCAGGGAGUUUCAGGAAGACAGAAAUGCUAUCAAGGACACCCAAAGCUUUCAGUACAUUGACGAGAAAGGCUUCAAUUGGGGGCUGACGGUGAGCAAGAAAUCGGACAGGAUUCUGAAGCUGCUAGAGAGUGAAAUUUUCCUCAAGGAGGAGAGACAAAGAUCCAGAAAGCUAACCAGAGAGAUCCAAGGAUUCGGAAGCUUCUCCCAGAGAUCAACAUUGUCUUCUUCUUCUUCUUCUUCUUCCAAACAUGGCGUUCUCCAACAAUAUUCAUAUGGGAGAAGCCAUUCUCAGUUCAACGAUCACGAUUCUGAGGAAAAUCAGAUUACAUGUGAAACCCGAGAAAGUUUGAUCCAAAAUAAGAUGAAUAAAGAUGUCAACUUUGAGAAUGACAGAGUUGGGGGGCAGAGGAACCUCAACCCCACUGGUAAGAAACUUGAAGCAAGAAGCUUCAAGGAGAAUAUGGCUCCUGAUGAAGAAGUGGAUGAAGCGUGGGACGACUACAUUGGUGAAGUUAAUCCGCUUUUGGACAGCCGGAGAGAGGAAGUAGCCAGGGUUCCAGUAGAUGCAGAAGAAGAUCAUCCUUUCAGCAAUCGUAAUACUGAGUAUCAAACAGCUGCUGCUUCUCUCCUUUCAGCAAGAGAUGGAAUCCUGCAAGGAUGCUAAGAACGAAAACUAAAGCAAGCAAACACUUCGUCUGCAAAAUUCUCCUGGCGACUUUCGGCAGAGGGAAAGGGAGUUUCUUUACUGUUUUUUGUGCUUCUUUUAGUAAAUGUGGGUGAGGAUU
This is a messenger RNA of Linum trigynum, 10940 nucleotides long. Lineage: Eukaryota; Viridiplantae; Streptophyta; Magnoliopsida; Malpighiales; Linaceae. The record is from the annotation of a GenBank genome assembly.